Xenopus laevis (African clawed frog) is the source of this 4972-nucleotide messenger RNA. RefSeq names its product FYVE, RhoGEF and PH domain containing 1 S homeolog (gene fgd1.S). The transcript has 18 exons. Gene Ontology annotation, molecular function: metal ion binding; guanyl-nucleotide exchange factor activity. Gene Ontology annotation, cellular component: cytoplasm; cytoskeleton. Bases 1074 to 3677 code for a protein of 867 amino acids. The record is from RefSeq and is a predicted model, not a curated record. NCBI's taxonomy places the organism in Eukaryota, Metazoa, Chordata, Amphibia, Anura, Pipidae. Gene Ontology annotation, biological process: filopodium assembly; cytoskeleton organization.
CAGCUAAAAUUACAGUGGGUGCAAAAAUAAGUGAAAAGCUGUGAGGGGGCAGUGCUUUGCCAGAAAGGGAGGAGGGGAAGCUCCCAGACUCAGUUCCUGGAUUCCCAGAUUUGCAGAGGAUUCCUGGGAAGAUUUGGGAGAGGAGCCAAAAAUCCCCCCCACACACACACACACACACAUCCUGUCCCUGGCAGACUGCAACCAACGGACUGAACCUGGUGUUCCCAAAAGUGACACACGGUACCCCAAGACUUGGAACCUCCUGGAGCUUGCCAUCUGGAUGGAAGGGCUUUUUGAUUGCACAUCUCCCUGGGCCGUGUAACGUGGACCUCAACCUUAGCAAGCCAGAAGCAAACCGCAAAGACAUGUGACUGGGUUAAGAUCACUGGGAAUAAGUGCUGGGCUCCAGAUUUAUUACUGGUCUUUAUCCUUAGAUGGUCAACCUCACUCAGUGAUCGUCUCAGACCUACUGACUGCUCUCCUAGGAUUUUCCUGCAUUCCAGCAAGGGCCAUCGUCCCAGCCAAGAAGUGGAAAACUCUCUUUGGAUCCAUUGGAUUGUGAACACACACACAGGAUCCAGGGAAAUUGGAAGGUUGCCUGUUGGAAUGGAGAAAAAAAUAACGGAUCUAUGGAGCUAAAAAUAUUUGGCAUUUUCUGUAACAAUGGUUGCACCAUGAUGCCUGGAUGCUCAGCUGCUGGAUAUAGCUUUCUUCUCAGUGGAAAACUAUACUAUUUUAUACAGCACUGGAAAAUGCCAGGAUGCCUCAGUUUUUUUGUAUUAAGCUAAUCUUUGCUGGCAAUAGUUCAGUGUAACGCACACUUAGAGGGUCAAAAAGGCUUUCUUGUGGGUGAGCAAUGUUAGAAGCAGACCAGAGGCAACCCAGGCAGUGAGUGCUUGCUAGCCUGCCCAUGCCUGACCUGCUUGUAGAGAUGCCCUCGCCAAUAAUGAGCUCAAAACUAGGCUGAAAACCGAUGGCCUUGUGAAUUGGACAACGGGGCAUUCCUCCAUAGUUAGGGCAAGGGAUAUCUUGCUGUCUUGAUACAGUGAAUUUGCUUGUGUGCAAUCUUCUUCAUGUAUAUGGAAAAGAGCAACCUGCGAGGUCCCCAGCACAGGCCUCAGCCGCUUGUAAAAAGCCUUUCCUUGGAGCCAGCUCAUGUCUCUGCACACCCUGAAAAGCCCCAGCGGCAGCGAUCUGAUCCUGCAACCUCUUCUGACUACAACGGGGUGCUCCCGGACCCAUCCACUCCUAAACCACUGGCUCCUAGGCGUCCACUGACUCCUAAACCGGAAGUACCCCCCAAGCCUGCACAUUUACAGAGCAUAAGACGGCCACGACCUCCUGGGCAUAUCCCACCACCUCCCUCCCGGCCAUUGCCAGCAGACCCCCGGCUUGCAAGGAUAUCUUUGUCACGGCCCGACAAUAAAGAUGGGACCCCUUCAGCAGUCACAUCUCUGAUUGAAAAAUUUGAGAGGGAGCCUAUCAUCCUCCCCGUAGAGAGAACAACUCUGGGUCAUGUCACCGACAUAAGCCUUGGGAUGGACACGUCUCCCUCUCUCCAGAAUUCGGGGUACAGCAUGGGCGAACUGGGGCACAAGCUUCUUGACUUGUUGGAACCUGAGGUAUCCCAAGGCAGCCUGGAAAGGAGACGACGGCUAGGUGUGGAGGGUAGAGAUGCUAGCGAAAUGGGAGAACAGGACUCUGGAGGGAAACUGGCCAACAGAGACAGUGGCAUUGACAGCAUUAGCUCCCCGUCCACCAGUGAGGAGAUGUGCUUCCUCGGGGAAGUGGAUGAGGGUGCCCGUGAGGAGAGGGAGCCCCAUCAUAUUGCAGCCCACCGCUGCUCAGCACGUGACUCUGAAGGUGACAGCGACAUGGAGGAUGGAAGUGGUGACGAGGGUGAAUUGCCACCCGAAAGGCUGGACCCAUGUGAGUUCACAGCUCGGCAGAAGGUGUACAAAAUUGCUAAUGAGCUGCUGCAGACAGAGAAAGCCUACGUGUCACGCUUACAUCUGCUGGACCAGGUGUUCUGUGCUCAGCUAAUGGAUGAAGCACGCACAAGGGCCUCGUUUCCCAUGGAGGUGGUUAUGGGAAUCUUUUCCAACAUAUGCUCCAUCUACUGUUUCCACCAGCAAUUCUUGCUACCCGAGCUUGAGAAACGCAUGCAAGAGUGGGACAGCAACCCUCGCAUCGGUGACAUCCUGCAGAAAUUAGCACCAUUUCUUAAAAUGUACGGAGAAUAUGUAAAAAAUUUUGACCGGGCUAUGGAAUUGCUAAAUGUCUGGACUGAGAGAUCAUCCCAAUUCAAAAGUGUAAUCCAGGAGGUUCAGAGGGAAGAGGCCUGCGGGAAUCUGACAUUACAGCACCACAUGCUAGAGCCUGUACAAAGGAUCCCACGGUAUGAGCUGCUGCUUAAGGACUAUCUCCUGAAAUUGCCAGAGGAUUCCAAAGACCGAUGUGAUGCAGAGAAGUCCUUGGAAUUAAUAGCCACAGCUGCUGAGCAUUCCAAUGCAGCCAUCAGGAAAAUGGAGCGGAUGCACAAACUCCUCAAAGUGUAUGAACUUCUAGGUGGAGAGGAGGACAUUGUCAGUCCCACCAAUGAGCUCAUCAAAGAAGGGCACAUAUUAAAGCUUUCAGCCAAGAACGGCACAACCCAGGACAGAUACCUCAUAUUGUUUAAUGACCGGCUGCUGUACUGUGUUCCCAAACUGCGUCUUAUUGGGCAGAAAUACAGCGUGCGGGCUAGAAUAGAUGUGGAAGGGAUGGAGCUGAAGCACAGCAGCAGCCCUAACCUGACACGGACAUUCCGGGUGUCUGGGAAACAAAGAUCUCUGGAGCUACAAGCCAGAACUGAGGAAGAGAAGAAAGACUGGAUCCAGGCUAUUGAGGCUACAAUAAAUCGACAUGAACAGGCAAUGGAAUCGUGCAAACUGCUCUGCACCUCCAUUCGCGAAGAUGAAGAGACGCCACCAAACUCUCCGAACACAGAUCUGGGCAAACGAGCUCCAACACCGAUCCGAGAAAAGGAAGUGACCAUGUGCAUGAAAUGCCAGGAACCAUUUAACUCCAUAACCAAAAGGAGACACCACUGCAAAGCUUGCGGCCAUGUUGUAUGUGGAAAAUGCUCUGAGUUUCGCGCCAGGCUUGUUUACGACAAUAACCGUACAAACCGAGUAUGCGUGGACUGUUACGGUGCUCUGCGUGGGUCUUUGGCCAGCCCAGUAUACAACGUUCACACGCCACAGCGCAGAAAAUCUAUACUAGAGAAACAGGCCUCGGUGGUGGCAGAGCACAGUGUUAUGUGUAGUUACAUGCAUUAUAUGGAGAAAGGAGCCAAGAGCUGGCACAAAGCUUGGUUUGUCAUCCCUCAAAAUGAGCCCUUAGUACUAUACAUCUAUGGCGCUCCACAGGAUGUAAAAGCUCAGCGCAGUAUUCCUCUCAUUGGGUUUGAGGUGAGUCCUACAGAACCAGGCGACCGCUCUGACCGUAGACAUGUCUUCAAGAUCAGCCAGAGUCAGCUCAGUUUCUACUUCAGCCCUGAGACAGAAGAGCUGCAAAACCGUUGGAUGAUCUCUUUGUCCCGCGCGGGACGGGGGGAAGACUGCCGCACCAAAACACUUUUAUUGGAGACUGAGGAGGAGUCAGAGGUAUUUGAAAGCCCUUUAGGAAACACUUGACUCAUCCAUGAGUGACUCCUUAGCAAGUAAUAUAAGGAGCUUGCCUUUGGGACUAAUCCAUUUCUCUUCCAUGGGGGACUGUAACAAAUGUGGGGGCUGGACUUUCAUCAUCAUGACUCCACUUGGGGAGGGCUGGACUCACCCAUAGUACUUCAAUGUUCUUAGACACACCUGCUAGGAGGACUGGAUUCAUCCAUUGGAACCUGAGUGUUAGCCCACUAUUUAGCAUCAGGAUACAAAGAAUGGCAAGAGGUUGAACUGUCCCAUUGUGGUUCCAUAAAGAGGAGCCUGUGGGCUGGACUGUUCACGCUGGUUCCGUAGGGAGGAACUCGUGGGCUGGAAUCAUUGUCACCUCUUUCCGACAGCCUCCUUCAUUCUCCUUUUACAUGACACCAACACCGGCACUUUCUCUUUUUUAUAUUGUAUGUAUUAUAAUUAUUUUAAUAAUAUUUAGCAAACAUUUUUUUUAUUUUGAGUUUCGUUUUCUGUUGCUUUGUGUUCCCCUUUUCUCACUCUGCAUUGUUCCAUGUUGACCUCUAGGGCCAUUGCCAAAUCUGAGCUUGCCUUCCUCUUCUGCCUGCCUGUAAGUGUGUGCAUGUGAGGUCCUGGGUAUAGGCCUUCAGCCUUCUCAACUGCCCCAACUACUGGGACGUGGGAGUUAUAGUUCAACAGGGACUGAGGAUACCCGUUCCUUUGUACAGGGUAAAUUUGCCCACAUUAAAGGCGGAAAAACGAGUGCCAGUCCUGGAAAAGAAAUGUGCCAUAGUGUCUGUGAUAUUUAAUAUGUUGGUUUUUUUUUACAGUCAAACAACCAUGAUUAAAAUGAAAAAAAAAAAAAAAGUAUUCUUGGGCAUCACCACUGUCCUCUAGGUGGCACUGCAAACCUUCUUGGUUGCCCAAUGUUUUUCCUGUCCCUGUGCAAGUGUAUUGUGUGUUUAGCCUAUUCUUUGCUCACAAAUACUCUGCCCGCAUUUUGUAUGCCUUGUGUACCCGACCCAGUUAAGUGGCGCAUGGGGGUGGGGAAUAUACUGCCAAUAGUGGACCAAGCGAGCAAUAAACCAGACCUGGAAGUGCAAUAAGAAACCAUUGCACUCUCACACCCUUCCCAUAUCUUACAGGUGGCUACACAGCGGUCAGACUUGGUUUUUUUUCCCAGACCGCCCCCUGCAAUUCAGCUCUUCUCUUGUUGCUUCCAGUGUGUGUGGGUGUAGGCAUGAAAGUGGCAGGCCACUGGGGAUGUUCAUGUGAUAUGCCUGCCCCUGCUAUGUGCUCUUCAAUAUAGUCUGUUUACUUCA